UGCGGUGAGGAGCUGCCUUCUGCCGCUGCUGGCGCUGAUGCUAGCCGCUGUGACCGGGGUCCUUGCCUCAGAAGCAUGGAAGCACAAGGCUUUAACAGAGAUGUUUAUGAGUGGACUGGAGACAUUUCAUUCAACAAGAGUGAAGCCACCUCAUUUUCAAGAGGCAUUGCAUCAUCUUACCCUGACAAAUAAGAUUGAGUCAGAAUAUCUCACAGAUAUGAGCCCAAAGAACCAGUUGACCACUUGUGUCCUCUGCGAUGUGGUUUUGAAUGCAGUAUUGGCAUAUUACAAGAAUGGGAAAUCUAAAGAUGAAUUACAAGCUUUAGUCUUGGAUGCUUGCGUCACACUCAACAUACAGACUGAGGAGGUCUGCAGUGGCCUCAUUGAGAGCAAUAUUGAUACAGUGGUGUACAUAAUUGAUAACACCCCAACUCUGACAGGAAAUCAGAUAUGUAGCAUUCUUCUGCAGGACUUAGACUGUGCAGAGACUGAGCCUCCAUAUGAAUGGACAGUUGAUAUUGAUCUUGGAGAGAAACCACAGUAUGUUCCACCAUCAGAUCCAGUGGAGGGUGAGGUGCUCACAGUGCUCCAUAUAACAGAUGCUCACUAUGAUCCAAUGUACUCACCGGGUGGCAUGGCAGCAUGUGACGAGCCGACAUGUUGCCGCAGUGAUCAGGGUCAGCCACCAGAUGCAGCAUCUGCUGCUGGUUACUGGGGUGACUACAGGGACUGUGAUAUGCCCUGGCACAGUGUGGUGUCCAUGCUUAAAAAUGCUGUCACACAGAAUCCUGACAUCAAUCAUGUUUACUUUACUGGUGACAUCAUUGACCAUGGAGUGUGGCAGACAAGCAUACAAAGGAAUAACGAGUCAUUCCAGCUUUUUUAUCCAACACUGAAACAGGCAUUUGGUGAAGCCACUGUUUUCCCAGCAUUUGGCAACCAUGAAGCACAUCCUUUCGACCAGUACGCACCUGAUGAUGUAACAGAUGAUACUGUAUCCUCCAAAUGGCUUUACGAAACAAUGGCAAAUCUGUGGCAGAUGUGGCUACCAGCUGAUAUAGUACCAACUGUUAUGAAGGGGGGAUAUUAUACAACCCUUGUGAGACCAGGACUUCGGAUCAUAUCUCUCAACAACAAUGUGUGCUAUAAGUAUAACUGGUGGAUUCAUUACAAGCCUGCAGAUCCAAGUGAACAGCUCAAGUGGUUAGCAGAAACAUUACUUGCAGCUGAAGCAGCAGGAGAAAAAGUACACAUUCUUGGCCAUGUUCCAUCAGGAUCUAGUGACUGCUAUUCAACAUGGUCAAGAGAAUACAACAAAAUAGUUGAUCGAUUUGAGUACACCAUUGCAGCUGUAUUCAAUGGACACACACACAAAGACAGGUUUCAGCUGCACUAUGCUUCUGAUGAUACAUCUAGGGCCAGCAUUGUUGCUUACAAUGGAGGAAGUCUUGUGACAUACAGUGAUGUAAAUCCAAAUUACAAAGUCUACAAAGUGGAUGGAAAUACAGGAGCUGUUGUGGAUUACACUUCUUGGAUGUUUAAUCUUACUGAAGCCAACCUUGACCCAAAUACUGAGCCUAAAUGGUACAAACUUUACUCUUUCCGAGAAGCUUAUGGUGUGGAGUCUAUGAAUUUGACUGAAUUGGACAAAUUAGUCCAUCGAAUGGCUGAGACUCCUGAGAUCAUACAGCAAUACUAUGGAUACUCUGUGAAAGAGGGAGAUCCAAGUUUGGCAUCAGGCUGUGAUGCAAAUUGCCAGAGAAGUCAACUGUGCACUAUUGUUACAUCCUAUUUCAGAGACACUACUAAAUGUGACGAAAUAACAGCCAGUAUGCCUGGAAGAGCAAAAAUUUUGAAUAAGUAAUUUAAAAGAAAGCCACAAAGAUGAAACUGCCUUCUAACCGACACAUUACAACAUGAAACUAGUGAAGCAGUAACGUAAAGAGUGAAAAAUCACUAAGCUUUUGAUGCCUCUACAGAGUAUUCAUUUAGUUUAAUGUGCUAUAAUUUUUGUGGUCAUUCAAUUCUAGCAAGCAAUGAGUCAGUCAC
Schistocerca serialis cubense is the source of this 2049-nucleotide messenger RNA. Its product is annotated as sphingomyelin phosphodiesterase-like. Gene Ontology annotation, molecular function: acid sphingomyelin phosphodiesterase activity. The transcript has 11 exons. The record is from RefSeq and is a predicted model, not a curated record. Gene Ontology annotation, cellular component: lysosome. NCBI's taxonomy places the organism in Eukaryota, Metazoa, Arthropoda, Insecta, Orthoptera, Acrididae. Gene Ontology annotation, biological process: ceramide biosynthetic process; sphingomyelin catabolic process. The coding region runs from base 38 to 1864 and encodes 608 amino acids.